Diatraea saccharalis (sugarcane borer) is the source of this 1217-nucleotide messenger RNA. NCBI's taxonomy places the organism in Eukaryota, Metazoa, Arthropoda, Insecta, Lepidoptera, Crambidae. The record is from the annotation of a GenBank genome assembly.
ACAAUAAGCAAAAAGUUAGUGUUGCGCAAUAUUUUGCAAUAGGUAAACAUAUUUUACCUUCAGUUAUGGACAAUAUUUUUAUAUGUGAUGGAAUAUAUGAUAUUAAAUGUUUAGUUGAUUAUUUAUUUAGAUCGGAUAAAUAUAUCUUUCACUAAAUAUUAAUGGAAAAAUUUUAGUUUAGCAUUAAAAAUAUUGGUAUAUAUAUUGGUGAAUUUUUAAGUAUUUUACUUUAGGAUGAUAUUUUUUUAUUUUUUAGAAAUACCCGAUGGCACUCGGUCUAACCUGAAUACUAAUGAUAAACACAUAAAAGAUGAAACUCUUACAAGGGAUCAAGUGACAAACACUGAUUCAUCACACGAAAAUCAAUUCAAGAGUGAUUGUAAACAUUUAGAUAGUAAUUCAAAAACAUGGAUUUUAAGAAAUAAAACUAAUGUCAAACAACAAUUGUGUCGGACACCUAUUUGUUCGGUAAACACAGUUGAUAACACUAGGAACACGAAAAAUUACACUGAAUUAUUUUUAUAUGAAGCUAUAGAUUUUCUGAGAGAUAUCAAUGUUUACAAUAGAUCUAAUGAUAAUGUUUACCACACAAUCCAAAACGAUUACCUUUACUAUGACAUUUUUAAUAUAACUACCAAACCUUACAAACCACUGCAAGAUAUACAGCCACUUGACAAUAUUAGCACUCAUAGAAUUCUACCAGAAGUUAGAGUAGCAAAGAUUGUACAGCAGAUGGAGAAAGAAAUUAAUCCUUUGAAGGUUAUGCUAAAUGAAAUUAUAAGCAAAUGCUCAUCAUUAGGUUUAACGAAAAUAAAAUACCAACAUUCCAUGUUUAAUAACGAAAUAAAUGCUGAGAAAGAAAUGAAUAAUGUGAAAUCCAACCGAGUGGUUUAUUCAAUUGUGUUCGAUGGCUAACAAUAAAAAUGUAUAAAUGUGAUGGGGUGUUUUUGUUUUUUUUUAAUUAUGGCAACUAACCAAUAUAGAAAAUCCAAUUCUCACAAAAUUAAGAUAACGGUAUUUAAAUUUUUUAUUCAAUUUGUUUUUGAAUUUUAUGAUCCAGGGAAUUGUAUUUAUAAUAUAUAUUUUAAGUGCCGUAAUAAGUUAUAUUGUCAAUUCCAACGUUACAUUGAGGAAAUCCAUUAUAAUAACUAUAAACCAAUUUAAAAACAAUGAUAUUUACCAUCUUGUACCCUAGUUUAGUAUCUACAAUCUUGCUG